Messenger RNA from Dendrobium catenatum, 12023 nucleotides. Its product is annotated as E3 ubiquitin-protein ligase UPL1. The transcript has 16 exons. The coding region runs from base 456 to 11687 and encodes 3743 amino acids. The record is from RefSeq and is a predicted model, not a curated record. Gene Ontology annotation, biological process: protein polyubiquitination; proteasome-mediated ubiquitin-dependent protein catabolic process; positive regulation of protein catabolic process. Gene Ontology annotation, molecular function: protein binding; ubiquitin-protein transferase activity. NCBI's taxonomy places the organism in Eukaryota, Viridiplantae, Streptophyta, Magnoliopsida, Asparagales, Orchidaceae.
UUUUUUUUUCCUAGAGCAGCAGUGCUGAAGGAAAUAUAGCUGUGCGAUUCAUAGGAGGAUAUUUCAGUAAAAUUUGUUUCAUUUCUCCCUAUUUAUCUCUCUCCUCCUUUCUGGUUCUUCGCCAAUUCUGCCCAUAUGACAACCGUGGCAUAUGCUGUGAUUGUUUGCUUGUUCUGACCUCGAACCCCCGACCUUUACUGCCGAUCGUUCUAAGGGAAUCCGAUAACCCCGAGCCUAUAAAUUUUAAUCUGCAUCCGAUGCGCCUGUCUUCAUCUCCAAUUCUUUUCCGAUUGCUGCAUGUGCAUACCCUUCACCGGCUUUCUGCUGUAGAAAACCCUACCGGUCAUACACCGUGAUCAGGCAACGGAUUGGGGUGGCGGGACUCACUUCGUCAGGGCGUCCGGCUUCUUUUUUGCCUUGUCUGGUUCCUGAACUGGCGAUAACAAAUUGAAAAGAUGAAGCACAAGAGACGCAGGGUUUCGGAAGUGCCUCCAAAAAUAAGAUCUUUUAUCAGAAGUGUGACAUCUUUUACAUUAGAGAAUAUAGAAGAGCCAUUGAAAGGCUUCGUAUGGGAUUUUGAAAAGGGAGAUUUUCAUCACUGGGUUGACCUUUUUAAUUAUUUUGAUUCGUUUUUUGAGAAGUACAUAAAACCGAGAAAAGAUUUACAGCUUGAUGACAAUCUUCUUGGAGCAGACCCUCCAUUCCCAAGAGAAGCAGUACUGCAAAUUCUCAGGGUGGUUCAAGUCAUCUUGGAGAAUUGCUCAAAUAAGCACCUCUAUAGUUCUUUUGAACAACAUCUCUCGUCUCUAUUAGCUUCAACUGACGCAGAUGUUGUUGAGACAAGUCUUCAAACAUUGGCUGCAUUUUUGAAGAAACCUGUUCGGAAAUGCUCAAUUCGUGAUAGUUCUUUGACUUCAAAGCUAUUUUCUUUUAGUCAAGGUUGGGGGAGCAAAGAAGAAGGUCUUGGAUUGAUUGCAUGCGCUCUCAAGGAUGGUUGUGAUCCUAUUGCAUUUGAAGUUGGCGCCACAGUUCAUUUUGAAUUUUAUGUAGUUCCUGAAUUAUCUCAAAGCUCUGGUGGCACAGAGCAUUUAUGCCAGGGGUUGCAGGUUAUUCAUUUGCCUAACAUUGAUGAAUGUAAAAAGAGCGACCUUGAGCUGUUGGAUGAAUUGGUGAAGGAGAAGAAUGUGCCUCAUAAUCUACGCUUCUCAUUAUUGACAAGAUUGAGAUUUGCACGGGCUUUCAAUUCUUUGGCCGCCCGACACCAAUAUAUCUGUAUACGAUUAUAUGCUUUUAUGAUUCUUGUUCAAGCAAGCACUGAUACUGAUGAUUUGGUGGCAUUUUUUAAUAAUGAACCAGAAUUUGUCAGUGAGCUUGUAUCCUUACUUAGCUAUGAAAGUGAAGUUCCCGAAAUGAUUCGGGUUUUGGGAAUACUGUCAUUGGUUGCUCUUUGCCAUGAUCGAGCUCGCCAAUCUACAGUUUUGACCUCAGUUACGACUGGUGGACAUUGUGGAGUUCUUCCUAGUUUGAUGCAGAAGACAGUAGAUUAUAUUGCCUGUGGCUCUGGUGAAGUUUCAAUGGUUUUUGCUGGUGCUCUUCUAUCUCUCGUCUCUGUUUUGGUUUCUUCCACUCCUGGUUCAUUAGCUCUGCAGGAGGCUGGAUAUAUUCCCACUAUUCUACCCCUCCUUAAAGAUACUGAGCCAAAGCAUCUCCAACUUGUCAGUACUGCAGUGCACAUUAUAGAGGGCUUCUUGGAUUUCAAUAAUCCUUCCGCUGCGUUAUUCAGAGAUUUGGGUGGCUUCGAUGAUACAAUUACACGCCUGAAGAUUGAAGUUGCCUGUGUUGAGAAUGGUUCAAAAAGAAAUGCAGAGGGCGUUCUAUCUCAUAGCAAAGGAAAACAAAUAAUUGAUUCUUCUGAAAUUGAUACGCAGCCUCAUAGCUCUGAAGCCUCAAUUUCUUAUCAGAGGAAGUUACUAAUUAAAGCAUUGCUUCGUGCAAUAUCACUUUCGACUUAUGUCCCUGGUAGCUCUGCUCGAAUUGAUGGUUCUGAAGAGAGCAUAUUGCCUCAUUGCUUAUGUAUUAUCUUUCGAAGGGCAAAAGAUUUUGGUGGUGGAGUUUUCUCACUUGCUGCAACUGUUGUGAGUGAUCUUAUACACAAGGAUCCCACAUGUUUUCCUAUCCUUGAUGCAGCAGAUUUGCCUCAGGCCUUUCUUGACGCCAUCAUGAAUGGUGUACUUUGCUCUGCUGAAGCUGUAGGGUGUAUACUGCAAUGCUUGGAUGCAUUAUGCUUGAACAAUGCAGGUCUGCAACUUGUGAGGGAACAAAAUGCACUGAGGUGUUUUGUGAAAAUAUUUACUUCACGGUCAUAUCUAAGGGCUCUCAGAGGAGAUAUUCCAGGUUCUUUGUCUACUUCUCUUGAUGAGCUAAUGCGUCAUUCAUCUUCACUUCGUACUUCUGGGGUUGAUAUGCUUGUUGAGAUCUUGAACACAAUAGCAAAUGUUGGAUCCAUGUCAGAAUCUAAUCAUUGUUCUGAAUUUUUAGCCUCUUCCACACUCGUUCCUAUGGAAACUGAUCCUGAAGAUAAGUCUGUUUUGUCUAGUGAAGGAGAAUUUUGCAGGUUAGCUAGCUCAGAGCAGUUCAUAGAUGUAUCAUCAGAUGCUAUUUCAUUGAGUGUAGAGUCUUUUGUUCCUGAGUGCAUCAGCAAUACUGCUCGGCUUCUUGAGACUGUUCUUCAGAAUGCUGAAAUUUGUCGCUUGUUUAUUGAGAAGAAAGGCAUUGAAUCUAUUCUCAAAUUGUUCUUGCUUCCCUCUAUACCUAUUUCUUUUUCCAUUGGGCAGAACAUAUCUGUUGCGUUCAAGAAUUUUUCACCUCAGCAUUCUGCUGCAUUAGCUAGAGCUGUUUGUUCCUUUGUCAGGGAACAUCUUAAGUUGACUAAUGAAUUGCUUGACUCACUCUCUGGAUCUAAGCUCACUGAGGUUGAAAGUGAAAAGCAGAUGGCGGUAUUAAAAUGCAUGUGCACUCUAGAAGGACUGUUAUCACUUGUCAAUUUUCUUUUAAAAGGAACAACAGCUAUGAUAUCUGAAUUAGGUUCCUAUGAUGCUGAUAUCUUGAUAGAGCUGGGGAAAGCUUACCGAGAGGUUCUAUGGCAGAUUUCGCUAUCUAGUGACUCCAAAGUAGAUGAAAAGCAAGAUGCUGAUCAUGAGGUUGGCAUAGGAGACACAUCCAUAUCUACUAAUGCCGAAAGAGAGAGUGAUGAUGAUGGAAGCACUGCACCAGUUUUCAGAUAUAAUAAUUCAUUAUCAAUUCAGAACAACAAUACGUCUCAUUGGAAUACAGAACAUGAGUUUGUCUCUUAUAUUCCUACAUCUACUGCUCGAAACAUUCAUCGGCAUGGUCGGCAUAACUUUUCUCGGAUGCGUGGCAGCAGAUUGAGUCGUAAUAUGGAUAUUUCACAAUCUGAUUCAGAUGUUUCUGCAAAUAGCUUGAAUAAUUUACUUUUGGUUGAAAAUAAGAAGAAAAGUCCGAUUGUUCUUGUUUCGGAAGUUUUGCUUAAACUUAGCUUUGCAAUCCAUUCUUUCCAUGCAACCCUUGUGAAAGGAUUGAGUUCUCGUCGCAGAACUGAUUCAAGUUCCCUUACUCCGACUUCUAAAAGCCUUGUGACAGCUCUUGCGAAAGUUUUUCAUGAUGCUCUUACUUUUUCAGGACAUUUUUCUGCUGGGCUUGAGACGCCCUUGUCAGUAAAAUGCCAAUACCUUGGAAAGGUUGUACAGGCAAUGGGAAUGCUUGUCUUUGAUAGCAGGCGCCGUGCAUGCAACGCUACUCUUGUGAAUGGUUUUUAUGUAAAUGGAACUUUUAAGGAGAUUUUAACUACAUAUGUGGCCACCAGACAGUUACUCUGGACUUUGCCUUUUUCUUUUCAUACUCCUGCAGGUGAACAUGGAACUUCUGCAGAUGGGAACAUAUCAUCCGAGAGUUCAUGGCUGCUUGAUACUUUGCUGAGCUAUUGCAGCUUGCUGGAAUAUCAUGUCAACUCUUCAUUGCUGUUAUCUCCAUCAUUACCAUCCCAAUCCCAACUUCUUGUUCAACCUGUUGCUACUGGCCUAUCAAUCGGUCUGUUUCCUAUCCCUAGAGACCCUGAGGCAUUUGUCCGCAUGCUUCAGUCACAGGUUCUUGAUGUGAUCCUUCCUUUAUGGACCCAUCCUAUGUUUCCUAACUGCAGCCCAGCCUUGAUCAGUUCUGUGGUUUCCAUUGUCACACAUAUAUACACCGGUGUAGGAAACAUAAAACAUGGUCAUGGCAUGGCUGGAAGUACCGCUCAGCGAAUUAACACCCGUCCAAUUGAUGAAUCUUCUAUUGCUACUAUAGUCGAGAUGGGAUUUUCCAGGGGGCGAGCGGAAGAAGCUUUGAGAAAUGUGGGCACAAAUAGUGUUGCAAUUGCUACAGAUUGGCUGUUUAACCAUCCUGAAGAAUUUGUUCAGGAGGAUGUGCAGCUGGCGCAAGCUCUUGCUUUGUCUCUAGGAACAUCCUGUGAAACAUCUAAGGAUGAUGGUGGUGAUGAGACAAAGAAUGUAUUCACAGAAGACAAAGGAGCAGAUAUACCACCUUUUGAUGAGAUAAUGUCUGUUUCAAUAAAGUUAUUCCAAGUCAGCGAUUCAAUGGUAUUUCCCUUAACGGAUCUAUUAGUGUCACUGUGCAAUCGUAACAAUGGAGAAGACCGGCAAAAGGUGGCCUUGUAUUUUAUUGAGCAACUGAAGCGCUGCUCAUCAGAUUUUUCUGAAGGCAUGGGUACUUUAUUUCCAAUCUCACAUAUAUUGGCCUUACUUUUGAGUGAAGAUAGCAGCAUGCGAGAAAUAGCUGCAGAAAAUGGAUUGGUCUCUGCUAGCAUAGAUAUCCUGGAAAUCGUCAGAGUGAGGAAUAACCUUAACACUGAGGCUGUGAUAACCAAAUCUGUGAGCGCUUUGCUGCUUAUAUUGAAUUGCAUGUUGCAGCAUAAAACGAAGGUUCCAGAAGAAAGUUCUGAUGGUUUUUCCAAAUUACUGCCAGAUUCAUCAAAAGUAGAUGUCUCCUUACCAGUUUCAGCCUCUGUUGAGGAUAUGAAAUCUCCUUCAGAAUGCCUGGAGAAAGAACCUGGCGAUCUGUUUGAAAAUAUCUUGGGGAAGUCCACUGGAUAUUGUACCAUGGAGGAGAGUCAAAGAGCAAUGGCGCUUACUUGUGAUUUCAUUAAGCAGCACGUAACUGCAAUGAUUAUGCAGGCUGUUUUACAACUAUGUGCUCGUUUGACAAAGACAUAUGUUAUAGCAACUCAGUUUCUUGAAAGCGGAACCUUGGCUGGCCUUUUCAACCUUCCAAAAAGUUGUAUAUUCCCUGGGUUUGAUACCUUGGCAUCCGCUAUUGUUAGGCAUCUUCUUGAAGAUCCUCAAACUCUGCAGACAGCUAUGGAAUCGGAGAUAAGACAGGCUCUUUCUGGAAGCCAUAACAGGCAUACUACACGUCUUUCUCCUAGAUUAUUUUUGACAUCAAUGGCACCUAUGAUUUCUAGAAAUCCAGCAAUUUUUAUGAGAGCAGCUGUUGCUGUUUGUCAAUUGGAGUCCUCGGGAGGGAGGACAACAAUAGCGUUAACAAAGGAAAAGGAUAAAGACAAGCCAAAAGCUGUUGCUGAAAAUGGAACCCCUAUUAAUGAACCCUUAAGGUUACCUGAAAAUAGAUUAAAUGAUACUAAUGCUAAAUGCACUAAAAGUCAUAAACGUGUCCCUGCCAGUCUCGCACAGGUAAUUGACCAGCUUUUAGAAAUAGUUAUGAGUUAUCCACCAAAGAAAAUACAUGAAGACAUCACUAGUUCUUUUAGCCCAAUGGAAGUUGACAAGCUUGUUGUGAAGGACAAAGGAAAAUCAAAGGUUGAUGAUAUUAAGAUUGACCCUGAUAGCUUCUGUGAAGAAUCCGCCUUGCUUGCAAAGGUGACUUUCGUCCUCAGGUUGAUGAGUGAUAUACUUCUCAUGUAUGUGCAUGCAGUUGGCGUAGUACUGAAACGGGAUUCUGAAAUGUGUUCUUUACGGGGACCUGGACAAGGGAGUAGCACUGGCUAUGGAGGUGUUAUAUAUCAUAUAUUGCAUGAGUUACUUCACAUAUCUUCAGAAAAAAAUAAUGAACAUGAGUUAAGGGGGAAGUUGUCGGAAAAGGCUUCAUGGUUCUUGGUAGUUUUGUGUGGACGUUCUAUGGAGGGACGCAGGAGAGUUAUUGCUGAAAUUGUGAAGACAUUUUCUUCUUUCUCAGUGUUGGAAAGGAACUCUAAAAGCAUUUUGUUUCCGGACAAGAAUGUUCUUGUGUUUGUCGAGUUGGUCUAUUCUAUAUUAUCCAAAAAUUCUUCUAACAACUUGCCUGGUUCUGGGUGCUCCCCAGACAUUGCUAAAACUAUGAUAGAUGGUGGAAUGGUACAAGUGCUUUCUAGUAUCAUUGGGUGUAUAGAUCUGGACCAUCCAGAUGCUCCUAAGAUUGUCAAUGUGAUACUCAAGGCAUUGGAGUGUCUAACAAGAGCUGCUAAUGCUAGUGAUCAAGUGUUUAAGGUUGAUGGACCGAAUAAGAAAAGAUCUAGUGGUGCACAUGAAAGAAGGGAAGGACACAAUAAUACUAGUACUGGAACCGCUAACCAUGACCAGAAUAUGAAUCCGCAUGGUACUGCUGUUGUCCAAAUUGAAGAGCAACUGAUUGAAGAUUUUCAUCAUAAUGGUGGGCAUCUGAAUAAUGCAAAUAUAAGUCAAAACAUUGAGCAUGAUAUGCGAGUAAAUAGGGAAGAGCAUUCUGCUAACCCCACUACAGAUAGGGUACAAUUUGUGCAUCAGGAAAUCAAUGAACGUGGUGUAAUUCAGAACUCAAAUGAUGUUGGCUUGGAUUUUCGAAUUGAACAACGCAUAGAUGAUGAGAUGGCUGAUGAAGAUGAUGAUAUGGGGGAUGAUGGAGAUGAUGAUGAUGAAGAUGAUGAGGAAGAUGAUGAGGAAGAUGAAGAGGACAUGGCAGAAGAAGGACCUGGUUUAAUGUCUCUAGCUGGUACUGAUGUGGAUGACCAUGAUGACAGUGGGUUGGUUGAUGAAUACAACAAUGAUAUGAUUGAUGAAGAAAAUGAUGAUUUCCCUGAGAACCAUGUUAUUGAAGUAAGGUGGAGGGAGGGAUUAACUGGUUUAGAUCAUUUGCGAGUUUUAAGAGGAUCUGGAAAUGCUAGUGGUUUCUUUGAUAUUGCUUCCGAGCCAUUUCGUGGGGUAAUUACAGAUGAAAUAUUCAGUUUUCAACGUUCAUUGGGAAUUGAUAGGCGGCGCCCAAGUGGUAAUAGGACUUUUGUUGAUAGGUCAGGUUUUGAUGUGAAUGCUUUCCAACAUCCAUUACUUCUGAGGCCUUCUCCAUCUGGUGAGACAGGUAACUCAAUUUGGCCAUCAGCUGGAAGCACUUCCAGAAAUUCAGGAACAUUGUCAUUUGGAAGUGCUGAUUUAUCCCAUUUAUACAUGUUUGAUUCUGGCCUCUCAUCUGAGCAUGCUGCUGCAACGUUAAUUGCUAAUAAUUUAGUUGGUUCUGCGCCACCUUUCAUUGAUUUGUCUUUUGGCAUGGACUCCCUGCAAAUGGGGCUGAGAAGGGGAACUGCUGAUAAUCGGUGGACAGAUGAUGGUCAACCUCAAGCAGGUAGCAAUGCUGCUGCUAUUGCACAAGCUGUUGAAGAACAAUUUGUAUCUCAGUUACGUGGCAUAGUUUCUGUCAGUAAUCCUCCCACUCAGAGGCUAUCUGAGCAUUCUGUAGGACAAAUUAACCAGUCAACAUUGUUUAUUUCCAAUAACCAGACACUAUCAAGAAUAGAAAGUGAUCCUUUUGAACCAGGUGAAUUUCAGCAUCAGGAAACUGGAUAUGAAUCAGCUCAGAGGCUAGAGAACGUAGUUUGUGAAGAUCCUUCUAUUCCUUCUCAGGGAGAAGCAGAUUGCUCUGUUGCUGGAAUUAUUGAGAAUGAGAGUGCAUUGGAAGCAAGGCAAAUUGUUUUUCAUGAUCCAAAUGUUUCUGCUGUUAAUGCCCCUGAGAGGUUUCUUGGCUGGAAUGAAGUUGGGCCAACCACCCUGCCUUCAGAUAUCGUUCCUGAAAUGGUCAUGUCUUCUGCUGAUUUGCACGAUGAUCAGCGAAUGCCAUAUGAUUCCGAAAUACUUCCAGGUCCCCAGGGCACAGAAUCACAUAUUGAAUCUCGACCAGGAAAUAAUGUCUUUGAUAGUCAUUCUAGUAGCCAAGCAGUCAUUGAUUCAGGUUCAUUAAUGCCCAUCUUAAGUGAUGACCGUGCUGGCUCAAGUCAUGAGAGUGCUGGUUUAGAUAUGAAUGCUACGGAAAAUGUUGGGAAUCAAGUUGAUAGUGUGGUUCCUACUUCUAAUGGAGAACUAUCAAACAUGCAUGAUACAUCUAUUCCUCAGGAAGCCAGUCAAAAUCAAGGGAUUAUUAAUAACGAGUCUUCUAGUAUGAACGGCAUUGACCCCACAUUUUUGGAGGCACUUCCUGAUGAUCUCCGUGCUGAAGUAUUAGCUUCACAGCAAGCUCAAUCUGUUGGAACUUCUACGUACGCUCCCCCUGCUGCAGAAGAGAUAGAUCCUGAGUUUUUGGCUGCACUCCCCCCAGAUAUCCAAGCUGAGGUUUUGGCUCAACAACGGGCACAAAGAGAUGGACAUGGGCAGCAUGCUCAAGGUCAGCCAGUUGACAUGGACAAUGCUUCUAUUAUUGCCACCUUCCCUCCAGAACUGCGUGAAGAGGUUCUCCUGACUUCGUCUGAUGCUGUCCUUUCAGCAUUACCUUCAGCUUUACUGGCCGAGGCUCAAAUGCUCAGGGAUAGAGCAGCAAGCCAUUACAGUGCUCGCAGUAGCCUCUUUGGUGGAAGCCAAAGACUUAGCAGUAGGAGGCCGACUGUUGACAGACAAACAAUUAUGGAUAGAGGAGCAACAAUAGGUCCAAGACCAGCUUCGGCAAUUGCUAGCAACCUGAAAGUUAAAGAAAUCGAAGGGAUGUCUCUUGUGGAUGUAAAUUCAUUGAGAUCUUUAAUUAGACUCCUAAGAGUAGCUCAGCCAUUAGGGAAAGGCCUUCUCCAGAGACUUAUGUUAAACCUAUGUGCACAUAGCAUCACACGCGCUACUCUGAUUAUCCUUUUAGUUGAUAUGAUACAACCAGAAGCUGAUGUGUUAACUGGAUCUAUAAGUUGCUCUCAGCGUCUCUAUGGAUGCCAGUCGAAUGUUAUUUAUGGACGGCCACAACCUUCAGAUGGUCUUCCACCAUUGCUGUCACGUCGUGUUCUUGAGAUGUUAACUUACUUGGCAACAAACCUUUCUUCUGUAGCGAGCAUUCUUUUCAAUUUUGAUCCUUUGUUGCCUUCUGAAUCUUCAACAUUCAACACCAGUUUGGACAUCAAGAAAGACAAAACUAAAGAAAGAACAUGUUUACUGAAAGAUUCUUUAUCCUUAGAGUCUUCUCAAAAGGGUGAUGCUCCUCUAGUAUUAUUUUUGAAGCUUUUGAAUAAACCUUUAUUUUUGCGUAGUAAUGCGCAUCUUGAGCAGGUCAUGGCUUUGAUACAAGUUAUAGUUGAUAGUGCUGUGGCAAAAAUUAAUUGUCAUCCUCCAUCUGUGAUAGCAGCAGGUAGGUCUGAGACUCAGGCAGAUAGCACUCCAUCAAACAGUCUGAGAGAUUCCACCAUCUUGGAGCAGAAUCAUGAUCAAGAUGAUAAUCCAAGCUCCAGCAAUUACCAGCCCAACGGUGAUGGGGAAGAGUUAUUUAGUGCACAUAAUACAUUUUUGCAACUCCCUAAGCCUGUUUUAUGCAAUCUGUGCAGUAUUCUUGCUCAUGCAGGGCUUUCUGAAAAAGUUUAUUCACUCGUAGCGGAUGUUAUGGAAAAAUUGGCCUUUGUUGUUGCUCCUCAUCGGAAGUUCUUUGCAGUUGAGUUAGCAGGAUUAGCCCAUAACUUGAGUGUUUCAUCUGUUGGUGUGCUUGCGACAUUGAGGAGCACACAUAUGCUGGCCUUAGGUGCAGGUUCUAUGGCUGGAGCUGCAAUUUUGCGUGUACUGCAGACCCUUAGUACGCUUAUUAUAGUUGAUGGAGCUAAGUCUGAAGAGUUUGGACAUGGGCAUGAUGAACCAUCUAUCUUGAUCAAUUUAAAUUCAGCACUUGAGCCUCUUUGGCAGGAGUUAAGUGAUUGCAUUACAGCAACUGAGGCAAGGUUGGGGCAGAAUUAUACGUUUUCUUCUUCUCUAUCAAUUCCAGAUGCUUCAAACCUUUCAGGAGGUCGUUCUACAGUGUCUCCUCUUCCUCCUGGCACUCAGCAGUUGUUGUCAUUUAUAGAAGCUUUUUUCAUUAUAUGUGAAAGGCUUCAGAUAUACCAAAUCAUGUUGGCUGAUGACUGUACAACUGCUGGGGAAAAAGAAUUUACUGGGGUCUUACAAUCACCAUCUGUUAAGAGUAGUGGAACUGGCACUCUGUCAUUUGCAAGGAUGGUUGAAAAGCAUCGGCGCCUUCUUAAUGUUUAUAUUAGGCAGAAUCCACGCCUGCUUGAGAAAUCAUUUUCUAUGAUGUUGAAAGUUCCAAGGCUUAUUGAUUUUGAUAAUAAGAGAGCUUAUUUUCGCUCACGGAUUAGGCAGCAGCAUGACCAACACUCUUCUGCUCCACUAAGAGUAAGCGUUCGGCGUGCUUAUGUCUUGGAAGAUUCCUAUAAUCAGCUGCGAUUGCGUUCGGCUCAGGACUUGAAAGGUAGGUUAAUGGUUCAUUUUCAAGGAGAAGAGGGUAUAGAUGCUGGUGGACUGACUAGGGAGUGGUACCAGCUUCUAUCAAGAGUGAUAUUUGAUAAGGGAGCAUUGCUUUUUACAACGGUUGGGAACAAUGCAACUUUUCAACCUAACCCAAACUCUGUAUAUCAAACAGAGCAUCUUUCUUAUUUUAAGUUUGUUGGCAGACUGGUUGCAAAAGCACUUUUUGAUGGGCAACUUUUGGAUGUGUAUUUUACUCGCUCCUUUUAUAAGCACAUACUAGGCGUGAAGGUAUCUUAUCAUGACAUUGAGGCAGUUGACCCUGACUACUAUAAGAACUUGAAGUGGAUGCUUGAGAAUGAUAUUAGUGAUCUUCCAGACUUGACAUUCAGCAUGGAUGCUGAUGAAGAAAAACUUAUACUAUAUGAGAAAAAUGAGGUUACUGAUUAUGAGCUUAAACCGGGAGGGAGGAAUAUCAGGGUAACUGAAGAGACAAAACAUGAGUAUGUGGACCUUGUGGCAGAACACAGGUUGAGUACAGCCAUUCGCCCUCAAAUAAAUUCCUUCCUAGAAGGUUUCGAUGAAUUAGUUCCCCGGGAUCUCAUUUCAAUAUUUAAUGAUAAAGAGCUUGAACUUCUGAUCAGCGGACUUCCUGAAAUUGAUGGUCAGUGGCACUAUAUGCUUAUUAUCGGGAAAAAAGUAAAGCUCAAAGAAGCAUGUUUACUCUUUGAAAAAGAAGGUCAAGUUCCAUUGGAAGGAUUUAAGGCCUUGCAGGGGAUAUCUGGCUCCCAAAGGUUUCAGAUACACAAGGCAUAUGGCGCUCCUGAGAGACUUCCAUCAGCCCAUACCUGUUUCAACCAGCUCGACUUGCCUGAAUAUUCAUCCAAGGAGCAAUUAGAAGAACGUUUGAUGCUUGCCAUCCAUGAAGCUAGUGAAGGUUUUGGCUUCGGCUGAUUUGGUUUUGCUCGUUUGAAAGGCCUUGUUUUUCUGUUUUUCGUGUACAGAACCCAAGCAACCGUUAGGCUGAUGAAGGGAGCCUGCUGUUUUACAGGGCUUGUGAUUUUUGUUAGCCCGAUCACCAAGCUGGCUUUUCGGAUAACCCCUGAUGGUGCAAAUAACUGUUGUGUUUUUUGAAUAUUUAUUUAUUUAUUCCGUAUGAUUACACAGCUUAGAUUUGCAUUCUUCUACUGCGCUAGUAGCUGCAUGGAUGCUUCAUGUUUUGAUUUGUAAUGGUGGCUAACAGAAUCAGGGUCGCAAGUUAUUAAUCUACUAUCUCUAUCUAUUGCUAAU